Messenger RNA from Cotesia congregata, 435 nucleotides. NCBI's taxonomy places the organism in Eukaryota, Metazoa, Arthropoda, Insecta, Hymenoptera, Braconidae. The record is from the annotation of a GenBank genome assembly.
AUGAACAAAUACUUUGCUAUUGUACUCUUGGUCGCGGUGGUCGUUGCUCAGGAUGAAGAACGCCCCAAGACAUUCAGGAGACUUAUUCCAGCUGAUGUUCUUCGUGACUUUCCGGGAAUGUGCUUUGCAUCAACCAAGUGCGCAACAGUAGAACCAGGUAAAAGCUGGGAAUUGUCUCCAUUCUGUGGUCGUUCUACCUGUGUCCCAGCAGACGACGACUCUGGCAGACUCUUCGAGCUGGUCGAGGACUGUGGACCUCUUCCAAAAGCCAACCCCAAGUGCAAGCUCUCUGAGAAAACCAACAAAACCGCAACCUUCCCCGACUGUUGUCCAAUCUUCGAGUGCGAAGAAGGCGCUAAACUCGAGUACCCCGAAAUUCCAACCGUUCCACCACCAUCCGAGGAAACAGCUAAACCUGAAGCUGCUAAAGUAUGA